AUCUCUGGUCGCAGUGUGCACAAGCUGUUGUUUUACUGUUUACAAACAUAGUGUCAUGAGUUCAUAGAAGGCAAAAUGAAGUUACUUGCUUGGGGUGCAAAUACAUAUGGUCAGCUUGGAGUUGGUUAUAAAUCUGAGCUUUGUGCUGAACCUGUUGAAGUGAGAGCUCCAACAAUUGACCCAAAGUUGCUUACAAGACUUUGUGGAGGAGGAGGCCAUACACUCAUUUUGGAUAAAAAUGGAAACAUUUAUUCCUGUGGCUGGAAUAACAAAGGCCAAUUAGGUCGGUCUGUGGAAGAACAAGCAACAUCUUUUGAACAUAUAGCAGCUCUUUCAGGCCAUCAUAUCAUUGAUAUCAGUUGUGGCUGGGAAACAAGUUUUGCUCUGACAAGGGAUGGGAAAUUAUUUGGUUGGGGCUCCAAUGUCUAUGGACAACUGUCUCUGCCAAGGGAUCAGGUUACAUUCAGUGCCUCACCUCUCCAGUUGACAGACCAUAAAGUGAAACAACUUUCAUCUGGUCUAAGACACACAGCAGUUGUCACUGAACUGGGUGAUGUAUUUGUUUGUGGUAGUGGAAGAAAAGGGCAACUAGGAAUUGUACAUCAUGGCCAGCCACUUAAAGAAAGUUAUACUUUACAACACGUUCCAGGCUUGCCACCAAUUAAGAUGGUUGCAUGUGGUCAACACCAUACCAUAGCUUUGUCAGUGUGUGGGAAAAUUUUUGUAUGGGGAGACAACAAGUUUGGACAACUGGGAUUUGAUCCUUUACUACAUCACAAUUUUGCCUAUCCUAUACAGCUUGAUUGUUCUGGACGUGAAAGUCUUCCACAAGAAUGCUUACUUUCAUGUGGAUGGACACACACAGUCUUAAGAACAGAAGAGGGAAAGAUAGUUAACUGGGGAAGAAAUAAUUAUGGACAGCUGGGCUGUGCUGAGAAACAAAGACUUGAAAGCUGGAAGCCAACAUUUCUGAAUGAUGUUCCCAGUACAAAACAGAUUGCAGUUGGAUCCGAACAUAAUGUGGCUUUGUCUGAUGUCGUAGAAACUGCUUUGGAAGAAUUCCUGAAGAGGGAAGAAAUGAAGUAUUUUCACUUUUCUACAACAUGACACCAAAGGACGCACAAGAUUUUUAUCUCCAAUGGCUGAUUACUGUAGGCAAUAUUUCCAGAAGGUGAAGAAGACUACCAGAAGGAGGCAACUGAAACCAAGAUGCAACAACUUUCAGUAUUUUAUUAAUUCCAGCACUGGACGAUCAGAGGUAUGCAAGAAAGCUUUCUUAAGUAUCCAUGGUGUCACAAACAAAAGGGUAAGGAGGAUAAGCAAUCUGCUUGCUUGUGGAAAGUCACCUAGUGACCAGAGGGGUAAAAAUGCAUCGGGAAAUCAAAUCAGUAGUGCAGAAAUAAGUUUGAUAAAGGUGCGAUUCCGAACACGACCGGCUGCAGGCGGCACCACUGGUUGCCAUUGUUUGCAAUGUGAGGCGUGCUGAAUGCGGCGGCAGCCUCGUCUGCCGCUGUAUACCUGCUUCGGCGGCAGACCGCACAUCUGGUCAGGGACCAGUAGUGCCGCUGCCGCCGAACCGCAUAGCGACCGGAGACUGCUUUUACUGGCCGAAUAUACCCACAUUUGUGUCUGGCAAACAUUUUGGUGGAGGUAUAUUAAACUCCUUUGCAGCUAUUUUCUUGCCCAUAGCCGAUUUCUGAAACAUACCGUUAUCAGACUCUUUUCUGUAAGUGCCGACAUCAACGCUAAUGAAUUUACAAUUUGCGUCCACAAUAGCCAGCAGAAUAAUUGAAAAAAAUCUUUGUAAUUAAAAAACAGAGAUCCACUUUUCUCUGGUGCCCUUAUGCGAACAUGUUUUCCAUCUAUAGCACCUACACAAUUAGGUAUAUUGCAUUUAAGCCAAAAUUCUUCUUCAAUACGUCUGAAAUCUGAUUCAGUAGAAGGUGGCAUCAACAUGGGCUGCAGCUUUAUUCUUAAUAUCUUCAAAACAUUUUUAACAACUCUUGAUAUGUAAGAUGGUGAUAUACAAUAGGCAAAUGAUAAAGACUGGUAAUUUUCGGCUGUGGCUAAGAAUCUGAAACAAAUGAAAACAUACAGCUAAUAUAAUUUCCAUUUACAGGUGAUGACUGUAAGAAGAAGUAGAAAUUUUUAAGGGACGGUUACCAGAGGUUCAAGAAGAAAAGCAAAUUAGGAACGGGCUCUGCUGCAUCAAAAAAUUCAAAAACAAAAGGACAAACAGCUAUUGUUCCUUGACAGUGUUGCACAACACAAAUCUGGAGGAAUAAAUAUUACAUUGACAUCAUCACAGACAACAAUACAAGAAAGCCAAGAAGACAGUGGAGAUCGAACUCGUCAACUGGACCUUUCAGCAUCACAGGAAGAAGAUACGGCAGAAACACAUACAAUAGGAAAUAGUGGUGAAACAUCUGUGGUAACAAACGAUGGACGUUAUGUGCCAGCACGGAAAAGAAAACACAGUAAAGUUCGUAGUAAUGAUGAUACAAUAUUACAAAUGUGGAAAGAAAGGGACGAAAUUAGGCAAAAUUUACUAAAAAUGUUUAUGGAACACAAUGAUGAUUAUAUUGACUUAUUUUUCUGUCACAUCAGCACCGUUGUCAGGAGUUUACCUCCAGUUUAUAAGGCAGAAGCCAAACGAAAAAUUAGUAUGAUCAUUUCUGAUUAUGAAAUAAUGGCUGCACAGUGCAACACACAUCAGCAGCCCUUCAACCUCCACAACUCUCUCACAAAGUCUUGGAACUGCAGCACAAUCUAAUAAUGUAUAACAUUUUGUGGACUUAGCGUCAAAUAUAAUUUUUCUUCUGCACUUAUUACGUUUCUUAGGCACUGUGGCAUUAUGUCAUCUUUAAUAAAACUGAGCACAAAAUUAAACUAUCUUUUAUUUAAACGAUAGUAGUUCCUGAAGAUAUUUUCAUCACCUAACAAAUGUAUUUUUAUCAGUACUGUGUAACUACCUUCUGCAGUUCUACUUUUAUAUAAAGGCAUAAAGGCAUUACCAGCUUUCAUUUUUUCCUGGAAUGCAACAAUAAAAUGUCAUCGUCCUCCUCUUCCAACAACAGCGCAAUAACAUUGGUGGUGUUAACAGACAUCUCGCCUCGCGCAGUUGUUCCUGGCAACUGCAUAACUUGUCUGUCGCUGUGUUCUGCAAUGCACCGACUGCAGGCUGCAGCAUUGCCAUCUGACUUCUGCAACUGCGGUCGGUCGCUGUCGCCGUGUUAGGAAUCGCACCUUAAUUGAUAACAUAAAUUCCUAUCCCCAAAAAAUUACUCACUAUGGCACAAGAGAACAGCAUUAUUUAAAUAGCCAACUUAAUGUCAAAAUCACGCAUGAGCAGUUCAGAUUACGACAUCCCCAAGCAAGUAAUAUUAAGUACGAAUUUUAUUUAAAAAUAUUCAAAGAACGUUUUUCACUUACAUUUCAUUGACCACAAGUUGACAUAUGUGGUACUUGUGAAGCGCUUCAAAAUAAAUUACGAAACAAAACACUGAAUGAAAAGGCUAAGAGGGUUGCCGCUGCAGAAAUGAUGGUUCAUAAACGCAGGGCUGCAAAGUUUUCUGCUCGUAUUCGUGAAGUACAAGUACUGUGUCAAAAAGACGAGGAUGUUGCAGGUAUUGCCAUAGAUUUUAUGCAAAAUUUGUCCCUUCCUACCAUUCCAGUUCAGGAAGUUUUCUACCCUUGACAACUCAAUGUUAAUGUAUUCAAUAUCCACAAGCUGAAGACAGGAUAUGCAACAUUCUACAUUUAUCACGAAGGUGACCAAACAUAAAAUACCCGCAUAUAUUUUCAGAUGGCUGCCCAGGGCAGAAUAAGAAUAAUACUAUGGUCAGGUUUGUCAUGGCAGUUGCAGCAUCUCAGCGUUUACUCAGAAUUUAUUAUUAUUUCCCGGUCAGGGGCCAUUCAUUCUUACCCUGUGACAUGGACUUUGCAGUGAUUAAGAGAAAAAUUCGAGCUGUUGAUAGGAUUUAUAGCAUCAUGCAGUUUGUAGAACUUAUUGUUGCUGCAAGUACCUUUAACAAAUACCAGGUUAAUGUUGUUUCAACAGAGUUUGUACUGGCUUUCAAACAAUGGUGGCCUAAAUUUUAUAAACACAAUGCCUUGUCUUUAGAAACAAUGAACAGCAAAGUGCUCACAAGGAAUGAGAAACAAUCCUUCACCGUUUCAGAAUUCAUGGAAUUUGAAUACAACAGUGAGUGUAGUGGGAAUGUCAUUGCAAAACCAUACAUUGGAAGCCUGGUGACUCACACUUUUCGUUUACUUCUUGAUUUAAAAACAACAGUAACUCUAGCGACAGCUGCAGCAUACGAAAAGUGUGUACCACUAAGUGACAAGAAACUAGCUGACCUCAAGAAAUUGGAGCCGUAUGUCCCUGAAGAGAACCUAUGCAUUUACAGAGUUCUCUACAACUGGCCUUCAGUAGACAGCAGAGGGCCUGACAGUGAAUAACAGACAUGGGUACAAGCAAUAUUUCACUAAGCUUGCUCUUUACCUGAUUGUAAUUUGUACUUAAAAGUAGUUGUUCAGAAUCUGUUAUGUACACAUAGAAUAAGAAUUUUGGUAAUGAGAAAUAAUACAGCUGAUCUUCAGAAACUGUUAUGUAGCCUAAUAAUAAUAAUUUUUUGUA
Messenger RNA from Schistocerca americana (American grasshopper), 4639 nucleotides. RefSeq names its product secretion-regulating guanine nucleotide exchange factor. Lineage: Eukaryota; Metazoa; Arthropoda; Insecta; Orthoptera; Acrididae. The record is from RefSeq and is a predicted model, not a curated record. The coding region runs from base 76 to 1107 and encodes 343 amino acids. The transcript is spliced from 6 exons. Gene Ontology annotation, cellular component: cytoplasm. Gene Ontology annotation, molecular function: guanyl-nucleotide exchange factor activity.